UAGUCCAUGGCAAAAAGUGAAAGAAGACUGUGUCACUGGAGGUCAUGCACUUUAUUUUUAAUUUAUAUUAUUUACGGUUUUCCUAUUAAUUCCAUUAAGUUAUUAUUUAGACGUGUUUCAAUAAAUUAAAACAUUUUAAUGACUGUAUCAUUAUCUAUGUACAUGUCUCAAGAGCUUUUUGCAAACACAACAUAGCAAUGGCAGAUCAGUUUUGUUUACGUUGGAAUAAUUUUCAAACUAACAUCGUAAGUGCUCUGGAUUCCCUGAAAUGCUCUGAGGAUCUUGUUGAUGUGACACUUACUUGUGAAGGCAGAAAUAUCAAGGCCCAUAAAGUAAUACUGUCAGCGUGUAGCCCGUACUUUAGGAAUGUGUUCAAGGAGAACCCAUGUCAACAUCCUGUUAUUAUUUUGAAAGAUGUCUCUGCUGAUGACAUCCUGAGCUUGUUGUCUUACAUGUACCAAGGAGAAGUAUUUAUUGAAGAAAGCAAAUUGUCUUCCUUUUUGCACACAGCAGCAUUAUUACAAAUUAAAGGAUUAACUGGUGUGACACAUCAGAAUGAAGAAUUUUCACCAACAAAUGCAACAAAUAAGCUUUACACCCAACUGACUAUAUAUGCCAAGUCUCAUGGAAAUGUAACUCACAAGGAAACAAAAGUACCAGCCCUUAAAAAACGAAGAAGUAGCACCUCCGACAAACCAAACGACUUGAAUAAUGUUGAUUAUAAGAAAAGCAAGAUACUGGAAUCAUGUGAUAUUUAUAACAAAAAUAAUGGUUCCCAAUUAAAGGUAGACAACCCAAUGUUUGGAACUGAAAGUGUUGAACGCAAAGCAGAUAAAGAAUUUUCAGUUGUAAGCAAUGGAAAGAAUCAACAGACAGAAGAAGGCCCUAUAAUUGUGAAAACGGAAUGGAAUGAAGAAAAUAGCUCACCAAAUCCUGCUACAACCAGUUCUGAUAAUGAUGAAAGCCUUCCUGCUUAUGAAAACAGCAUGCUAGCUAGAUCUCUACUAUCAGGAAUAAAUCCAUCCAAAAGUGAUAAAUGCACGAAAAAUCUCCCUGGUGAAACACAAAAUGCUAAUAGAAAGGAAUCAAACUCGGAAACUACAUUUACACAAAAAAGUCCAUUAAAAAUAGAUGAAACUGUUGUUAAAAUUGAAAAACCAUCUCCAAAGCCCGAUAUUGAUUAUGAGCCAGAAAUAUUAUUGUCGGAGCAAGAUUCUAAAGAAAACACAUAUUCUGAACAGUCCCAAGCCUUAAUGAUACUCGCAGGUAUGUCAGGUCCAUUAAAUUCUGGUGCUUCGACCUCUCAAAGCGGGCACCAGUCAAAUCAUGCAGCUAUUUGUGGUGACUGUCCACACUGCGGUAUGAAAUAUUCCAAUCAAUCGGCCUUGAAGUAUCAUGUGAGAUUAAUGCAUUCAGAUCUUACUAAUAGGCUGUGUUGCUAUUUGUGCCCAAGGUCAUUUACUAUGCGGGAAACAUUCAAAGAACACAUGUGGACAAGUCAUGGCCAACGGAACUAAAUGGUGCUAACACACUUAAUGAAAGUAUUGAUUUGGUGGUAAAAUAUCUCUGAUAAAAAUAUAAAGAAACAAAAUUAGUACAAAUUUAACGACAUAGUUUAUUAAUCAUUUGUCCAGAAAAGAAAGAAAAAUUCUUAAUAUCUUGCUAAAACUAUUUAUAUAGCAUGUUUAAAUCACUAAAAUUUCUUGGCAAAAACAACUAUUUUUGAACAAAGGAGAUAGUUGUUUUGACAUGUAAUAUUUUAUAAUUCUAUUCAUAUCUAGAAAAUUAAAGUAAUCCAAGUGCCUUCUAAAUUAAAUGUUUAUUACAAAUUAGAUAAUUUAAAAGUAAACUCGAAUGGCUUCCAAACAUAGAUCUAAAUGAUAUCCUAAAUGAUCUCCGGAAUAUAAUUUGGAUGAAGCUCCUCAAAUAGACUAUAGUGAAGUGAUAUAAAAUUCCUAUAUUAGACAAAAAUAUAUUAAUUGGUGCAUAAAGGUUUGAUGUUUAAUAAAAUGUUCAAUUAUACUUAGAUUAGAAAUACUGUUGUGCCUUAUAUACAAAUGGUAAACAAAUAAACGGUGCCAAUUUGUACACUAUACAAUAUCAAUUCAUAAGUAGUUCAAUUAAUCAUUCAUUCUGUUCUUUUAAAAGGAAUAAACAUUUUUCAAAAGUCACCUUUGUAUUCCAACAUUGGCGCUAUAAGGUAUAUUUUAUUUAUAAUUUAAACUUUAUACAUUAAAGUGGUGCUGUAAAGCUCUGUGGUUAGACAUUAUUCUUCAAAAGUAUUUUGACAAGUGAUUAAAGGUAUUAGCGAAGCGUCACAACAAGUCCGGAAAUUAAAAGGCUCUGUAAAAAAAAUUAUUUGUUAAACAUUGCAGCUGUGUUUUAUUUUCAUGUGGCAAACUUUUUACGAAUAUCAAGUAAUAAAUAAAUAUAUAUUUAUAGUACUGUCAUAUUGGAAUGUUUGUAAAUCCUAUAUAAAUUAUGGAUAUUAUCACUUUCAUUUUUGUUAUUAUAAUUUAUCUUACGUAAAGUAGGAUUUCUCAGUAUUAGAAAUUAUUAAGAAAAAUUAUUGUGUUUUGACAAUUAUGUUUGUUGGUUGAGCAACUUAGAAAUAAACCUAAUUUAUGAAAUUAUCAGUAUUUAUAAGUUGUGUAAAAAUUAUUUUUUCCUGUUUUAAGUAAAAAUUAUCUGAAUAGAGUAAUUUCUAUUGUGUGGGAAAUGCAUACAUUUAAUAUAAGUUUUCGGUAGUAAAUCUGUAUUUAAAAUUGAACUAAGCAUAUUCAGCGGUACUCUGAGAGUACGGUUUUAAUAACGAAUUAUUAUAAAUAUAUUUUGA
Messenger RNA from Pieris rapae (cabbage white), 2836 nucleotides. RefSeq names its product broad-complex core protein isoforms 1/2/3/4/5. Bases 198 to 1517 code for a protein of 439 amino acids. Gene Ontology annotation, molecular function: protein binding. Gene Ontology annotation, cellular component: nucleus. The record is from RefSeq and is a predicted model, not a curated record. The transcript has 6 exons. NCBI's taxonomy places the organism in Eukaryota, Metazoa, Arthropoda, Insecta, Lepidoptera, Pieridae. Gene Ontology annotation, biological process: regulation of transcription by RNA polymerase II.